Messenger RNA from Gadus macrocephalus (Pacific cod), 3248 nucleotides. RefSeq lists its product as uncharacterized. The transcript is spliced from 3 exons. The record is from RefSeq and is a predicted model, not a curated record. NCBI's taxonomy places the organism in Eukaryota, Metazoa, Chordata, Actinopteri, Gadiformes, Gadidae. The coding region runs from base 338 to 1705 and encodes 455 amino acids.
AGCCCUUGAGCUCAGAUGGAAUUUGUAAAACUGACAAGUGGCAGGACUCUAACAAAAGGCGGAGCUAAUUCCUUCCAGAAGCAGAGUGAAAUUGUUACACUGGAGGUCGUCAGACGUAGGUACAUUUUAAGUAAGAGACUCAGAGCUCCACCUUUCCCUUUCGACCUUAUCUGAUUUAGAUCUGAUUUUCAUUUUACCAUUGUGGUGAGAUCAGUUGGAUCAGCCUGGGAUGAAUUGCAUAUGACAAGCAAGCAAGCAUGCACCAUCGGGGAUAUGAGUCCAACUUACGCGGUCUACAGAUAACAGCCUUCUGCGGGGCAGUCGUGAGGAGCGGUACAUGUUAAAGCGGAAACAAAAUAAAUAUGUCUGGAACCAAUCAAAGGCAAAGAAAGCUUUUGCAUCUUUUCUCAAGAAUAUAAAUCCUUACUCCAACCCUGGGAUGCCAACACACCAGGAUCUGAGGAUAUGUCACGGCGUCAUAAACCCCGGUCACCCGUGCGAAACUCCUAACGAAACCAACGGCCACGUCUCCGAGGGCCCCAGCGACGCGGACGCCCUCCUCAGCCGGAUCUCCUCCUGGGUGGACACCCGAUACUCCGCCAGAAAGGCGCUGGAGCACUUCAGUCCCGGGCCCGCCGCCGCCGCCGCCGCCGCCGCCGGCACGCGGGACACCUUCCUGUCCCGCCGCGCCAACGAGCGGUUCCUGGAGCUCCACCGGGACUUCGGAGAGGAGUGCGGCCCCGGGUCCCGUCAGCACUCGUGGGCGGCCUUGGAGACGCGCCAGGAGGUGGUCAUGUAUGGGCCGUACUACCCCGACUACGCCCGCGGGGAGCACAGCGAGGACCCGGUGGUCCGGCAGACGGAGGAGCUGCUGGGGGCCGAGGGGGCCCGGGCCCGCGGGGCCAGCGUGUACAUCUUCACCCAGAACAGCCCGUGUCUGGACCGGGACACGCAGCCGUGCAUGCUGCUCCUGGUGGAGAAGGCCCUGGAGUGGCACGCGCUCUACGGGGUGACGGUGCACAUCGGGUACGCCAGGUGCUGGGGCUUCAAGGGGAACAAGGAGGCGCUGUUCCGCGUGGUGGACCGGCGCCAGCUGGAGUGUGUGGGAGCGAGCCGCGACCACACGAGCUACGUGGAGGCGGUGAGGAAGCGCCCCGAGGCGGAUCUCGGCCUGCUCUCCGAGGAGCUGUUCUCGGCGGUGAGGCGGACGCUGGGCGCCGGAUCGGAGCACCAGGAGUUCUCUUUGAGGAACGGCACGCCGGAGCCGAACUGGAAGAGUUCCUUUAGGGACGCUCUGACUCGCGCCUCAGGGGGCGAGCCAGAGAUCGAGAGGGAAGCCCUGACACAGGAGGUGGACGCCAUGACUGAAGCGGCGCAAGAGCUGGUCUCUGAUGGGGGCCCGCGGACCCUGGGGUCGCACAUGGAGAGGGGACGGACGUUUGCGCAGGAGUACGGUUUGGCCUCCCAGACGGGCGAGGCCGUGCGGGCCGGGGCAAGGCUGGCGUUCCUCCGUUGCUGGAGAGACGUGGUGGAGACGAGGUACGCAGAGUUCAUCAGGGACGGACUGACGGACGACUUCAACCGCUGCGUGACUCACCUGUUUAGUGAGGACGUUGUGAAGUUCGACAAGGAAUACAUACAGAUAGGAAGGAUAAGGUUUUCCGAGGAAUUUCCACCUUCUUCGGAAGGUUGUUUACUCUACUAGGCCGUAUGGCCAGCAACUCAAAGAAUGGAGCUAAGCACUUGUGGUAUUGUAAGACGCUUUGGAUCCAAGGGUCCACCCAAUGGCGUAUAUAGAUGUAUAUACCAGCCAUUUAGCAGAUGAUUGUAUCCAAAGGGACUUACUGUGGGGUAAGAUAAGGAGCAGGUUGGGGUAUUGGGGCUUUGUUACUCAAGGAUGCCUACAGGUGAGGCUGUGGACAUGGGGGUUCACUCACAGAACCUCACAGCUGGCAGUGAAGUACCCUAACCAUAAUAUCCGUCCUACUUUAGUAGUAAAGGGGAACAAAUCGAAAGAAGAAAGUGUGGACUUGGUGUGUAUGUCGUAUAUAUAUAUAUAUAUAUAUAUAUAUAUAUAUAUAUAUAUAUAUUGUGUGCAUAUCAUGAGUGCCGUUCUGAAGGAGACACAGAAUCCAAGAGUACGUUGUGUACGCAUAAUGUUUUGUCUUUAUUACAGUGUCCUCUGCAGGGCUUCAGCUAGGCAUAGAGGAACGAUCUCCGGUAGUAGCUGGUGCACGGGGAGAUCUUCCACACACACAUUCGUCGGUGCGUCGGUGCGUUAACUGGAGUGGAGGUUGUUUUCUUUACAUAAAGGAUUGCAUAUUUAUAUUUAGGAUAAUAACAUUAUGUAGAAAUGUCUAGACCACCGCCAGUUCAUUCAUAUUUCUCCAGGUUUGUCACAGGUUAAUUAAAGCAUACAUUUUGGCAGUAUUUUGAAGAAAGAAAAUAACAGUAUUUUUGACAUCACAUCUACUAUGAAAAAGGUUUAUUACACAGUUAUGGGGUUUUGGAUAUAUAUAUAUAUAUAUAUAUAUAUAUAUGUGUACAUAAAUAUUAGCCAGACCCUACAAAAAAGACCUAAAUCAGAGAAGCAUUUCCAUAUCUUACAAGAGAAAGGUGCACUAGAAGGUUACAAUACAGAGAGAGCGCUGCGGGCAGGUCAACUCAUUCACAUCACAUGAUUUGUGAGCAUCGUUUUAGUCACAUAAGUAGUUAUACAUUUGUAUCACUCUGAGUAAUGAAAAUGUAAGAUGUAUUUGUCCAUUCUUAAAUUAAAGUGAAAUAAGCCGGCCUUUUCCAAGCCUCGAGGGUGAUCAUGUGUUACAAUCUAGAGGCCGUUUGAAAAUUUGUCUGGAGGAGUGAUGCACUAUCUGGGUUUUGAGUUGAGUUCAACUUUUCAAGUAAGUAUAGAAGGCUAUACUUCAUGGUUGUGUCGACUAUUUGUUGGAGUAGCGUGGCAUUUUCCCGGCAGUUUUGACCGGUAUUCUUUUUCCAGUUUACGAGUCAUGACCUAUUAUAAAUUACCAUGACAGUUUGUCAACAAGUUGACACGAAAUGACUAGGCUACUAACUAAAAGGAGGGGAAAUUCCACGCAGAUCAGCUAUUUUUAAAUGACCCUGAUCCAAACCAGUAUAUAACACUGUAUUGUUGAAGCACUUGAUGUUUUUGUGUGGCCAUACUUAGAUGAGUGUUUCAAACCUUAAGUUCAAUAUAAGUAUAUUAGCCUACACUUUAGUAAGGAUACUCA